UAAUAAUAAUGAACCACAACUUAUACAAACACCACCUGUUGAACCUGAUCUAAUCAAUACUGAAUCUCAACAACGUACUCAACGAUUAACAAAAGAAGAAAAACAUAAAAUACAUAAUCGUGCAUGCACUCUUAAACAACGUAAACGAUAUUAUCAACAUGAAAUUAAAUGCCGAAAUAUUGAUAAACGAUUUACUAUUCGAAAUAUAAAAGACAUUCUUCGACAACAUCGAAUUUCAUUUACAGCUAUUAAUUUCUCAACAUCAUCUACUACUCAUGAACGUACAUUACAUAUUGGUAUAAAGGAUAUAUCAAAAGUAGAAACAUAUGAAGUUCAAAUUAAAACUUUAUUUACCAGUGAACAUUAUCAACAAAUUAAAUAUAAAGUUCAUCAUCGUGCAAGUCGUCAUUGUCGGGAAAAUAAUUAUUAUCGUCGUCGUGCAUCAAGUAAUCGUAAAUAA
Molecule: messenger RNA, 460 nt
Organism: Rotaria sordida
Lineage: Eukaryota; Metazoa; Rotifera; Eurotatoria; Philodinida; Philodinidae
Source: the annotation of a GenBank genome assembly